AUGAAUGAGGAGAUUAUGGCUCUAAGGCAAAAUGAAACAUGGGACUUAGUACCCAAACCGGAUGGAGUUAAACCCAUAUCUUGUAAAUGGGUUUAUAAAAUAAAAAGGCGACCUGACGGAUCAAUUGAAAGAUAUAAAGCUCGGCUUGUUGCACGUGGAUUCUCACAACAGUACGGACUAGACUACGACGAGACAUUUAGCCCAGUGGCAAAAAUCACAACAGUUCGAGUACUGAUUGCACUAGCAGCAAGCAAGUCCUGGAAAUUAUGGCAGAUGGACGUGAAGAAUGCAUUUCUACAUGGUGAGCUCGACAGAGAAAUAUACAUGGUCCAACCUGCAGGGUUCGAGGAUAAGGAGAAUCCAGGCUACGUGUGCAAACUAAAGAAGGCUCUAUACGGGUUAAAGCAAGCACCACGAGCAUGGUACGGUAAGAUCGCUGAAUUCUUAAUUCAGUGUGGAUACUCUGUUGCACCAGCAGACUCGAAUCUCUUCGUGAAGAAACGAGAAAGAAAACUAGCAAUAGUGCUAGUAUAUGUAGAUGAUAUCAUCAUCACUGGAGACGAUGAAGAAGAAAUUCAACAAACCAGGAGGAAUUUAUUAGUGAGAUUCCAAAUGAAAGAGCUUGGAGAACUUAAGCACUUUUUGGGACUCGAACUAAAAGAAAAAGGCGACGGUCUUUUAUUGUGUCAGUCAAAAUAUGCUAAAGAUCUAUUGAAGAAAUUUGGCAUGAUUGACUGCAAGCCGUUAUCGACUCCAAUUGAAGCAAACGCCAAGAUAUGUGCUCAAUAUGGAAAAGACUUGGAGGAUCCAACUAUGUAUAGGCAGCUGGUCGGAAGUCUAAUUUAUCUAACCUUAACACGACCAGACAUUUCAUAUGCAGUAGGAAUCGCAAGUCGAUUCAUGGAGAAACCAAAGAAGCCACACCUUGAGUUAGUCCGGCGCAUACUAAGGUCCACUACUGGAUAUGUGUUCAAGUUUGGAUCGGCCGCAAUAUCAUGGUGUAGCAAAAGGCAACCAACAGUGUCCCUAUCAACAGCAGAGGCCGAGUACCGAGCAGCUGCAAUGGCGGCUCAGGAAAGCACAUGGCUUAUGCAAUUAUUAAAAGAUCUACAUCAGCCAUUUAACUAUGCGAACCGAGAGCUGGGAGAAGCUCCUCCACUGGUCGAAGUCCCUCCACUGUGCUGGCUCGAUUUGUCCGAAACAUCGUCUGAUUUUAUAAACUGUGACAUUUGGGCAGCCGCAAGGUGUGCGUAA
Messenger RNA from Striga hermonthica, 1254 nucleotides. Lineage: Eukaryota; Viridiplantae; Streptophyta; Magnoliopsida; Lamiales; Orobanchaceae. The record is from the annotation of a GenBank genome assembly.